AUGGCAGGAACCAACUGCACCCAAGUGACUGAGUUCAGCUUAAAGGGGUUCACAGAGGACCCGGUGACUCAGGUCACCCUCUUUCUGAUGUUUCUUCUCAUUUAUCUUGCCACCAUCCUGGGGAACCUUGGGAUGAUUGCAUUAAUCAAGAUGAGCCCUCAGCUCCACUCCCCCAUGUAUUAUUUCCUGGGCAACCUGGCUUUUGUAGACCUCUGCUCUUCCACUGUCAUCACCCCCAAGAUGUUGAGUGACUUUAUAGCAGAGAAGAAGGGCGUUGCUUACGCCGGGUGCAUGGCCCAGGUGUUUAUUUUUGAUCUUUUUGGGAUGACCGAAUGCUUCCUGCUGGCUACGAUGGCGUAUGACCGUUACAUGGCCAUUUGCCAUCCCCUGGUGUAUCCCCUUGUCAUGUCCCCAAAAUGCUGUUUCCAGCUGGUGACUGGGUCAUAUCUCCUGGGGCUGACAAACGGCAUGGGACAGACUAUCAGCAUGUCCAAUUUAUCCUUCUGCAGCUCCAGCGUCAUCGACCUGUUCUUCUGUGACAUUUCCCCUCUGAUAUCACUCUCAACCUCCGACACCACCCUCAGUCACGUUAUCCUGAGAACUUCAGCAUCUUUAUUCGGUGUGUCCAGCAGCCUGGUUGUCCUGGUCUCCUAUGCGGCCAUCAUCUCUGCCAUCCUGAGCAUACGUUCAGCCGAGGGUAAGCACAAAGCCUUCUCCACUUGCGCCUCCCACCUCACCACUGUGAGCAUCUUCUACGGGACAUCACUUUUUAUGUACUUAAAGCCCAGCUCAGAGAGCUCAGGAGGAGGAGAUAAAUGGGCUGCGGUCUUCUACACCGUGGUGACUCCCAUGCUGAACCCCUUGAUCUACAGCCUGAGGAAUAAGGAGGUGAAGGAGGCUUUGAGGAGACUCACAAAAAGAAAAUAA
Charadrius vociferus (killdeer) is the source of this 927-nucleotide messenger RNA. RefSeq names its product olfactory receptor 5G3-like. Gene Ontology annotation, biological process: G protein-coupled receptor signaling pathway; sensory perception of smell. Bases 1 to 927 code for a protein of 308 amino acids. Lineage: Eukaryota; Metazoa; Chordata; Aves; Charadriiformes; Charadriidae. Gene Ontology annotation, cellular component: membrane. The record is from RefSeq and is a predicted model, not a curated record. The transcript has a single exon. Gene Ontology annotation, molecular function: olfactory receptor activity; odorant binding; G protein-coupled receptor activity.